AAGAGAAAAAAAACACUCAGCAAAAGUCUAGCCUUCGCUUCUCCGUUAUAUUCACGCAAAUUUUCUUCAGCAACCAAUUCUGAUGGCUUCUUCUUCUUCUUCUUCUUCUUCUUCCAUCAAUUCUCCAUGGAAGACGUAUGAUACGUUUAUAAGUUUUAGAGGCGCAGACAUCCGAGAUAAUUUUCUCAGUCAUCUGUACGAAGCUCUGAAUCGAAAACACAUCCGUACAUUCAAGGAUGAAAACCUUAACAGAGGAGAAGAGAUCACACCAGCCCUUUUGGAAACAAUUGAAAACUCAAAGAUUUCCAUUGUCGUAUUCUCAGAAAACUAUGCCUAUUCUCCAUGGUGUUUGGAUGAGCUUGUUAAGAUCCUUGAAUGCCAGGAAACUAAAGGACAAUUAGUAUUGCCAGUUUUUUACCAAGUAGAUCCCACAGAUGUUCAAGAGCUGACUGGUAGAUUUGAGGAUGCAAUUGCUCAACACAAACAAAAAUUCUCUUUAGAAAAGGUGGAGAGCUGGAGCCGCGCUCUGAUGGUGACAGCCAACAUUUCUGGUUGGGAUUCGGGAAAGACCAAGCCUGAAUCUAAAAUGCUUGAGGAAAUUAUCAGUGAUGUUAGCAAGAAACUGAGUAACUUGUUUCUAAGUGUUCAUGAUGAAGAGGGUUUUGUUGGAAUUGAUUCUCGUGUUGAGACAGUUGAAACAUUGCUUUGUCUUGAAACAGAUGAUGUUAGAAUGAUAGGAAUAUGGGGAAUGGGAGGUAUUGGAAAGACAACUAUUGCUGACAAAGUAUUUAGUAGAAUUAAGGAUAAAUUUGAGAAUCCAUGCUUUAUCUCAAAUGCCCGAGAAGAGUUAGAAAAAUGCACUCUAGCUGAUUUACGAGAUAAAAUCCAUGGAAAAAUAUUAGGGGUAGAGAAUUUUUAUAAAGGCACGCCAUUUACACUGCAUCCUUUCAUUAAAAGAAGUCUUCCAAAUGCAAGAGUUCUUGUUGUUCUUGAUGAUGUUGAUGAUUCCCAGCACCUUACAGACUUAGUAGGAGGGUUCAAUCUGUAUGGUCCAGGAAGUAGAAUCAUAGUAACAAGCAGAGACAAAGAAGUGCUUGAGACUGUAGAUUGCAAGAAAUAUAUUUAUGAGGUUAAGGAAUUAGUUUAUCGUGAAUCUCUUCAACUCUUUAGCUUGCAUGCCUUCAAACAAACUCAUCUCGCAGAAGGCUACAUGAAACAACUAUCAGAAAGAGCUAUAAGUUAUACACGAGGAGUUCCAUUAGCCCUUAAGGUUCUAGGCUGCAGCCUUUAUGGUAAAGAUGAGAAAGAAUGGGUAAGUGAGUUGGAAAAACUUGAAACUAUUCCCAAUAAGAAAAUUCAGGACAUUCUGAGAAGAAGUUAUGAUGGACUUGAUCGCAAUGAACAGAGUAUAUUUCUCGAUAUUGCAUGUUUUUUCAAAGGGGAAGACCUUCAGCCUGUAAAAGAUAUAUUAGAUUCAUGUGGUUUUUUUGCAGAAAUUGGAAUAAGGCGUCUGGUUGAUAAGUCUCUUGUCGCUAUUUCUGAAGAGAAGUUAAAGAUGCAUGACUUACUGCAACAAAUGGGUAUGGAUAUUGUUUGCGAGGAAAAUAAAGAGCCCAGAAAGCGUAGUAGGCUGUGGAAUGCUAAGGAUAUAUGUGACAUGUUGACAAGAGAUAAAGGGGCUGGAAGAGUUGAAUCCAUAUUGCUGGACUUGUCCAAAAUUGUAGGCAUGGAACUGAGCCCUUGUGUCUUUGAGAAAUUGUAUAAUCUUAGAUUGGUCAAAUUUUACAACCCUUUAUCUAGGGAGAUAAAGUUACAUCUUCCUAAAGGCCUGAAAUGUCUUCCAAAUGAGCUGAGGUUUCUCUACUGGGAUCAAUGCCCUUUAAAAUCAUUGCCGUCAAAGUUUCACCCCGAGAAUCUUGUUGAAUUGCACCUUCAUAGUAGCCAACUCAAACAACUAUGGAACGAAGAUGUUCCGUGUCUUGAAAAGUUGAAAUUUAUGGACCUGAGCAACUCGGAACAACUGAUGAGAAUUCCAGACUUGUCUAAAUUCCCGAACCUUGAGGUUAUGUUUUUGAGAGGCUGUACGAGUUUGGUUGAAGUUUCUUCAUCUACUAAGUAUCAUAGCAAGAUUACAGGUCUAGAUUUUCGAAACUGCAGAAAAUUCAGCCAUCUUUCAAGCCGCAUUUAUUUGAUGAAUCUUGUAAGUCUUUCUUUCGAUGGGUGCUCAAAACUAGCGCAUCUUCCAAGUAGCUUAGGCGAGUGCGGAUGUCUUAAAAACCUUAAUCUCAUUGAAUGCUCAAAGCUAACGAGUCUUCCAAACAGCAUAUGCAAUCUGAAAUCUCUAAUGAAGCUUCUCAUCACAGAUUGUGUGAAUCUCCGUGGAUUGCCAGAGAACUUGGGGGACUUGGAAUCUCUGGAGGAACUGAUUAUUAGACGUGGUAUAAAGAAACUACCAUCUUCUAUCAAUCAGUUGAAGGAAUUGAAAUUCUUGACCUGUAAUGGGUGUAAAGGUUUGAAAUUGCCUCCUUUAACAGGUUUGGCCUGUCUUCAGUUCCUUUCUCUUGAGGGUUGUGGUAUAUCAGAAGUUCCCAGUAAUCUUGGCUCUUUAGGGUCAUUGGUAAAUUUAGUUUUAACUGGAAACAACUUCAGAAGCAUACCCAUAAGCAUCAUAGAAUGCUCUGGGUUGAAAGAACUUCACUUAGAAGAAUGCAAGAAGCUUCAAUUUUUGCCAGAGCUUCCAUCAGCUCUACGAUGGUUAAAUGCAGAAAACUGCACAUCCCUGGAAUUUCUAUCGAGCUCAUUCAUGCAAGGAUACACGAAUUCCUGUCUUUUGACGGAUUUUAGCAAAUGCAUUAAUUUGAAUCAGAGUGCAUACAGAGGAUUAAUGGAUUGUUUACUGCUGAAACUUCAAAGCAUGGGAAAGCCAGACGAAAAAUAUCUGGUCAAACAGGCUGAUGCAACAAAUAUUUGUUGCAUAAAGGAGUUAUGCAUCCCUGGAAGUGAAGUGCCGGAAUGGAUGAUGUACAAAAAUGACUCUGGAUCUUCUUUAUCAUUCUCUUUCUCACCACCCCAUGCUACUCACUUCCUCAAGAUCGCUUUUUGUGCCCUAUUUGCACCCAAAGCUAAUGAUCCUCGUAAAUUCAUGUAUGUUGGAUGCAAUUGCCGGUUUAUGACCGAGUCCGGAGGCAUCCUUGAAGCGAGUUCUGGUUGCGCACUGGUCAAUAAGCAUCAUAUGUCCCUUUGGUAUUCUGCUAUUCAUUUUAACUCAAACAAAUUCUGGAUUACCAAAGCCUCUUUUCAAUUUUAUGCCGUUUGCGAUGAUCAGUUCUUUGCUAUUAUGGAUAAGGAAGAAUUUAUUAGCAAUGUCAUAAGCAAGUGCGGAGUUCAACUAAUAUUUGAUUAUAACUUGGAAGAUGACGACAAUAGACAAAGACUAUCAGCGAUGGUGGAUCAUGAUGAGGUCAUAUGCGAAGGGUUGUUCUUUACUUGAUUUUCUGGAAUGACCCCUCGAAAGAUUGAAAGAGAAUCAUCAGUUUGCAAGGUUUGGAUUUAAACUUUUCAUUAUCCCUUUUUAUCACCUUAGUUAUGUACCUGGGUUGUGCUUUUGAUCAAACCAAAGCCCAACCCACCCAGAUGGUGUUUGCUUUGAUGCUCAUGUAUGUGUGUUUUGAAGUUGCUUUAAUUCAAAACAUUCUCCCUCUCUUUUUGGAAUUCGCCAUUAAACUUGGUGUUACAGAAAUUCUGUUUUUUUUUUUCCUUUUUUAUUCUGUCUUAACUUUUAAGGAGAAAUGGUAACUUGAAUUUUAAAAUAUA
Molecule: messenger RNA, 3813 nt
Organism: Manihot esculenta (cassava)
Lineage: Eukaryota; Viridiplantae; Streptophyta; Magnoliopsida; Malpighiales; Euphorbiaceae
Product: disease resistance-like protein DSC1
Exons: 5
Coding region: 83-3490 (1135 amino acids)
Biological process (GO): signal transduction; defense response
Molecular function (GO): ADP binding
Source: RefSeq, a predicted model, not a curated record